Messenger RNA from Laetiporus sulphureus 93-53, 1626 nucleotides. RefSeq lists its product as uncharacterized. Bases 131 to 1246 code for a protein of 371 amino acids. Gene Ontology annotation, molecular function: GTP binding. Lineage: Eukaryota; Fungi; Basidiomycota; Agaricomycetes; Polyporales; Laetiporaceae. The record is from RefSeq and is a predicted model, not a curated record. The transcript is spliced from 5 exons.
GCCAUGGAUGAUAUUAUCUUAACAUGCCAGCGUUGCAAAUGCAUCGCCUUCAAAUACACGCCUUCAUGACUCGAGGAUGGACAGUCCCCUUCGCUGCCUCGAACUAUUGCAAUCCUUCUAGCCGAGGACGAUGAGCCAAAACGCAUCGACCAGCAUCGAUGACUUGAGCUCUAGCUCGACUCUGAUUGCCGUGACCGGCCCAACAGGAGUUGGGAAAACAGCAUUCAUCAACUCACUAUGUAAUACUACGCUGCAAGUCAGCAAGCAGCUAGAGUCGUGCACAGACAAGAUACAAGUGGCGCAUUGUUCUUUUAACGACAUAAACAUUGCACUGAUCGACACACCUGGAUUCGACGACACAUAUAAGUCACAUGUGGCCACAUUCGAAGUGAUCGCGGAAUUCCUUGAGAAGUUGAGCCGGAAAGGAAUUAAACUGACUGGUUUGUUAUACAUGCAUCGCAUAUCCGACGUCCGAGUAGGUGGGACCGCUCGGCAUAGCUUCCGAGUCUUCACUAAAAUCUGCGGAGCUGAUGCCCUCAAGAACGUGACGAUUGUUACCACAAUGUGGGAGGACGUCAAGGAGGAUGUUGGCGAAGGCAGGGAGCGAGAGCUUGCUGAAAAGCCGAUUUUCUUCAAAGACGCUAUCGACGGAGGAGCAGAGAUGAUGCGAUAUUACAACAACAUUGGCUCAGCUCAGAGACUCAUGGAAGCGGUCCUCAAACGGUCGCCGGUAGAACUCCAGAUUCAACGAGAACUCGUCAUAGAGGGAAAGACUCUGCCUCAAACGGCGGCUGGAGUGGAACUACAAACUGAGCUGGAGCGACAAGUUCACGAUCGGUUGACGGAGGUGGAAGAGCUGCGGCGGCAUCUGGCCGAACUCAAGACGACAGGACUGAGUGAUCAAACAGUGCAGGGCAUGGAAAGGGAGCUUGAAGAGGCGUGGGAGAGAGUAACUGCAAUCCAAGGAGAGAUACAGCAGCUGCGGAGCCUUGCCGCGAGGACACUCCCACAUGCGGGAGGGCGCGAGCUUGCUCAAGCGGCCACGGAUGCUCAUACGGCACAAAGAUCAUUCUGGAGACCGAACCACAACAACCCUCUUCGCCAUAUCGCCAGAUUGGUGAAAGGUUUGAAACAAAUUCAAAUCAGCCUCACGAGUCUGAAGGACAGAAUAAUGCGGAAACGCGCGGCACACGCAGGCGGGGAUAAAUUAUCUUUGUGGCAACGCCUUCGCAGGGCUACAAGUUGAACGUUCACGUGGUUGAGCCUGGACACAAAGGAGUAGGUGGAUUUGCUGUUGUUGCGGUCCUUGGGAUAUUCGCAUCACGCACAGGGUAUCAUGAUCACUUCACGCACACCGCUUUACUCCACGGAGUGGCAGACUCUUCCAGCCUCAGUUAGAUCACGCAUGCAUCUUCACAGGUUUUCUUGUCAAUAUGUAUUCUCCAUUUUCGAGGCGUUGCAUGCUCAGAAACUUCUUUAUACAUCGGUCGGUCUUAUGGGGUACCAAUUGUCUAUAUUCAUCUACCGUCGGAUCGUCCUAUACCCUCCUAUACCUAUAUUACACAACGCGGCGCGCCUACACACGGUGGCGCAGGGUGACAUACCGCAUAUUGCAGCAGCAACUUU